CUCUCUCUCUCUCUCUCUCCUCAGAAAACCCCUAUAUUUCUCCCUCCUCUUCCCUCCCCCCCUCUCUCUCUAAAGACUCACUAGCUUUCCCAAUUAUUCGGAGCUCGGACGAGUCCAGAGAUUGCAGCUGCAUGAUCUAGGGCCUUAAGCAGCUUAAUUGUCGUCGCCAUGGAUUGUGCCAGCGAUUCUUCUACUUGUCCAGUAACCCGAAAUUGGGGAUACUUACUGUAAUGGUUUGGAGUCUUUGGAGGAGCAUGGAUGCCAGGAACGGGACAAUAAGUAAUGGUGUGGUGGGAGAAAAUGAGGGGAUAAAAGCAAUGCGACCUUCGUCAGAUGGUGCUACAGAAGCUCCAUCUCCUAUUCGUCCUCUCGACAAUAAAUUUGAAGGAAAAGAUGCCCUCUCUUAUGCCAAUAUCCUUCGCUCACGAAACAAGUUUGCGGAUGCUCUCGUGUUGUAUGAAGGUUUCCUUGAGAAAGACAGCAGUAAUGUUGAAGCUCUUAUAGGCAAGGGGAUUUGCCUUCAGAUGCAGAAUAGGAUGCAGCAAGCUUUUGAGAGUUUUUCUGAAGCCAUCAGGCUUGACCCUGAAAACGCAUGUGCCCUUACCCACUGCGGAAUUUUGUACAAGGACGAAGGUCACCUAUUGGAAGCUGCUGAGUCGUAUCAGAAGGCGUUAAAGGCAGAUCCUUCAUAUAAACCUGCUGCAGAAUGCCUUGCUGUUGUUUUGACCGAUAUUGGCACCAGUUUGAAACUUGCUGGGAACACAGAGGAAGGAAUUCAGAAGUAUUGUGAAGCUCUUAAAGUUGACAGUCACUAUGCUCCUGCUUAUUACAAUCUUGGGGUGGUCUACUCUGAGAUGAUGCAAUUUGAUAUGGCACUUACUUGCUACGAGAAGGCCGCAAUACAGAGGCCCAUGUAUGCAGAGGCAUAUUGCAAUAUGGGAGUCAUAUAUAAAAACCGUGGGGAGCUAGAAACAGCUAUUGCUUGCUACGAAAGGUGUUUGGCUAUCUCCCCGAACUUUGAGAUUGCCAAGAAUAAUAUGGCGAUAGCUCUGACAGAUUUGGGUACUAAGGUUAAACUAGAGGGUGACCUCAAUCAAGGUGUGGCAUAUUACAAUAAAGCAUUAUAUUACAACUGGCACUAUGCCGAUGCUAUGUACAAUCUUGGCGUUGCAUAUGGUGAAAUGCUACAGUUUGAGAUGGCGAUUGUUUUUUAUGAGCUUGCAUUGCACUUCAAUCCUCAUUGUGCUGAGGCGUGCAACAAUUUAGGAGUUAUAUUCAAGGACAGGGAUAAUCUUGACAAAGCUGUGGAGUGUUAUCAGAUGGCCCUGUCAAUUAAACCAAAUUUCUCACAGUCACUAAACAAUCUCGGUGUUGUUUAUACCGUUCAGGGAAAAAUAGAUGCUGCAGCAAGCCUGCUUGAGAAAGCAAUUGCUGCAAAUUCUACAUAUGCAGAGGCAUAUAAUAACUUAGGGGUCCUUUACAGAGAUGCAGGCAAUAUUGCUCUAGCUAUAGAGGCAUAUGAAAGAUGCCUUCAGAUUGAUCCUGAUUCACGUAAUGCGGGUCAGAACCGGCUGCUUGCAAUGAACUAUAUAAAUGAGGGCUCUGAUGAUAAGCUUUUUGAGGCUCACAGGGAAUGGGGAAUGCGAUUUAUGAAGCUAUACCCUCAAUAUACCAGUUGGGAUAAUCCUAAAGAUAUGGAACGCCCAUUAGUAAUUGGAUAUGUGUCACCUGAUUAUAUUACUCACUCUGUAUCAUAUUUCAUUGAAGCACCUCUCUUUUUCCAUGAUUACACAAAUUACAAGGUGAUUGUGUACUCUGGUGUUGUAAAGGCAGAUGCCAAAACCCAUAAAUUCAAGGACAGGGUGCUGAAAAAAGGAGGGCUAUGGAGGGAUAUAUAUGGGAUUGAUGAGAAGAAGGUUGCUAGCAUGGUUAGGGAGGAUAAAGUUGACAUACUGGUGGAGCUUACUGGUCACACUGCAAAUAACAAGCUAGGGAUGAUGGCCUGCAGGCCUGCUCCCAUCCAGGCAACAUGGAUUGGUUACCCAAAUACAACCGGUCUGCCAACAAUUGAUUAUAGAAUCACAGAUGCACUGGCUGAUCCCCUUGACACAAAGCAGAAGCAUGUUGAGGAGUUGGUUCGUUUGCCUAAAUGUUUUCUCUGUUAUACGCCUUCGCCGGAUGCUGGUCCUGUUUGUCCCACACCAGCUCUUUCUAAUGGUUUUAUUACUUUUGGGAGCUUCAAUAAUUUGGCAAAGAUAACGCCAAAAGUAUUAAAAGUUUGGGCAAGGAUAUUAUGUGCUGUUCCUAACUCCCGGCUUGUUGUCAAGUGUAAGCCUUUCUGUUCUGAUAGUGUAAGACAGAGAUUUCUUUCAAUUUUGGAGCAAUUAGGACUGGAGCCGCUACGUGUUGAUCUUCUGCCUCUAAUUCUUCUCAACCAUGACCAUAUGCAAGCAUAUUCACUAAUGGAUAUCAGCUUGGAUACAUUUCCGUAUGCGGGAACUACUACUACAUGUGAAUCACUGUAUAUGGGAGUUCCAUGUGUCACUAUGGCCGGAUCGGUGCAUGCACAUAAUGUUGGUGUUAGCCUUCUCAAGAAUGUUGGUUUGGAGCGUUUGAUUGCGAAAACAGAAGACGAAUAUGUCCAACUUGCAUUAGAUCUGGCAUCUAAUGCGUUGGCACUCUCAGAGCUGAGACUCACUCUCCGGGAACUCAUGGCAAAGUCUCCAGUAUGCCAUGGAGCGAAAUUUACAAAAGACCUCGAGUCUGCAUACAGAAACAUGUGGCAUAGGUAUUGUCAUGGUGAUGCGCCGGCCCUGAAGAACAUGGAAGCGCUUAAACUGCACCUGCCACAGUCAGAGAAGAUCACCAUCAUGUUCUCUGACAUUGGAGAGGCCACUGGUGUGGAAGAGAAUCAUCAACAACAAGCUGUGAAGGCUAAUGGCAUGAGCUUGGUUUCUUUAUCCACUCCUAGUUUGACUAGCUCGCAGGAGAGCCAGAGUCAGAUUGUAAACGGUGUCAGGCCUAGCUAGGUAAAUAUUUGACAUAGGUAAUUUCUAUGACAUUCUUUGGUAAAACUUUGGUGGUGGUGGUGGUGGUGGUUGAUGCUGUCGGAUCUGAAUUGGGGAAAUGGGUGGUGAUUCGGUCCCUUGGUGGGUGCCAUGUUGUUUCAUUGACGAUUCUACGUUGGCGAAAAAACAGGGAAAUAUUUAUAUGCAGUCUAAAGUUUACCGAUGAAAUAUUGAGAUACAAGUUGGCCCUGUUUUGUUGCGGUGCUGGAGAGGAGCACUGAAGACUGGCUUUUUGGUAAAGCAGGGAGUUUGGUUAUUUGGGAGGUUCAUGAUUGGAAACAGCUAUGGGGUUUUGUUUAGGGUGGAAAAGAUGGGAGGCCUUACUCUUGUCACUUUGAUUAUAAUGUUGUAACUUUUAUAGUUCCAGCCUCCAUCUGUUUGUUGCUACAUGUAUACUUCCUGGAUAUCCAAAGCUAUAUAUGUGAUAUGAUAUCCCUCGAGUUAUAUCAGUCUCUCUCUCUCUCUCUCUC
Messenger RNA from Asparagus officinalis (garden asparagus), 3538 nucleotides. Its product is annotated as probable UDP-N-acetylglucosamine--peptide N-acetylglucosaminyltransferase SPINDLY. Gene Ontology annotation, molecular function: protein binding. Lineage: Eukaryota; Viridiplantae; Streptophyta; Magnoliopsida; Asparagales; Asparagaceae. The transcript has 19 exons. The record is from RefSeq and is a predicted model, not a curated record. Bases 231 to 3029 code for a protein of 932 amino acids.